Haliotis rufescens (red abalone) is the source of this 4483-nucleotide messenger RNA. Its product is annotated as apoptosis-stimulating of p53 protein 1-like. Gene Ontology annotation, cellular component: nucleus. The transcript has 11 exons. NCBI's taxonomy places the organism in Eukaryota, Metazoa, Mollusca, Gastropoda, Lepetellida, Haliotidae. Gene Ontology annotation, molecular function: p53 binding. The record is from RefSeq and is a predicted model, not a curated record. Gene Ontology annotation, biological process: regulation of apoptotic process; signal transduction. Bases 503 to 3745 code for a protein of 1080 amino acids.
GAAGUCGUGGGACUGAAGCAUGUGGAAGUACUAGUGGCAGCUGGGGGACUCAUCUCUGAUUGUACCUGGAUAGUGAAAACACUUGGGCGAGCAGCCAGGCUGCUUCCACUGCAAUCUUUGGUAACAGUGUUUACAGAGCGCCUGUACAGUCUGGGGAAGUGAUGGGAGGGUAAACCCAGAGUUGACACAAGAGGAAAUCAUUCCACCUUAUCUUAAGCCAGGGAUAUUAGGAUAUUGUAGCUAGAAUUGCGAUUCACUGGCUGAUGCUUGUUGAGACAUACUGGUUCUCUUCUGGUCUGGCAUCAAUGGAAGUGAAGGAGGCUGUUAUUGCGACUAUUCAGAAUAUUGAGACUGACGUAAAAGUUUUAAGUUUGGAAGGUCAGGACAACUUCAAGGAAUAGUGUGAAGUGUUUAAUCCAUAGUGGACACUGCGUGGGAUGGGCUGUUUGUGUGAGAUGUACCACAGUCGCCACAUGGGCCUGGAUUAAGCAGCUGGGGUGUGAUGGCAUGGAAAUGGACACAUGAUUGGAUUAUUCUCCGAGUUCACCUGGGUGAUGCUGAGGCGAGUGUCGAGGUUCCUGUCACCCCUGAUUCUACUGGUCAAGAUGUCAUCGACUGCGUCCGGGACCCAAGUGUGCAAGACUGCCACCUAGUGGAGAGAUGGAAGAACUAUGAGCGGGAGAUCAACCCAGAGGAGAACAUCUCCAUCUUGCUGGAGGCUCAUGGCACGGAGGAAGAGGAGGUGAAGAUCUUCCUCCAGUACGGCAAUGAUGGCAUAACAGACCCAGCAGACAACAGGAAAUAUGGCAGCCCCCAUUCCUCUGCCAGCAGCAGUCCCGUCCCUGUACGAGGCAGUCCCCUUGUUGGGCGAAGAGCUCAACUACGACGAGGACGUGAAAGUGCAGCAGCCGCAGCACAAAGCAGAUCAGCCAUGCUGCCAGGUGGGAUGGACCUGACGCUGACAGAGCUGCAGGAGAUGGCGUCACGGCAGCAGCAGCAGAUCGAGAGUCAGCAGCAGGUCCUGGUGGCCAAGGAGCAGCGACUCAAGUACCUCAAACAGCAGGAGCAGCGACACUCACACCUCAGCGCGGAACAGGAUCGUCUCCGCCGGCUGCGGGAGAAGGUGGAGACGCAGGAGCUGAAGCUGAAGAAGUUGCGGGCGUUGCGAGGACAGGUGGAACAACACAAGGCCUCAAAUGGAAACCUCAAUUCGGAGCUGGAUUCCGUGAAAGCUCUGUUCAAUGAGAAGGAGAAGGAGCUGACAAUGGCUGUUGCCAAGGUGGAGCAGUUGACCCGACAACUGGAGGACAUACGCACUGGAAAGAUUAAUGGAAUUAAUGGGGACACUCAAACAGCUGCAGUACUGGAACUGGAAAAACUUCGCAAAGAGCUUCUACAACGGAACAAAGUGAAUGAGCACCAGAACAACCGUCUGUCUGCCCAGCGUGAGAUGCUGCAGCACAAGAAGGAUGAGAUGAAGCAGAUGGACUUCCGCAUCCAGGAGCUGCAGCAACGCAUCAAGAAGAAGCGGUCUCAGCAGCAGACCGACAACAAGAACAUGGUGAACAAGAACAGACCCGGCACCAACAUCGCCGCCGUGGAACCCUACAUCCAAGUCGCUCCCAAAGACAAGGAGGACAUGUACCAGAAAGCUGGAUUUGAGAAGAAGGAUCCAAAGUACAUGACGCCUACCAACACCAAAUACCCACAUGUUGAGAAUAAGAAUAUGGAGGACUUUCCCAUGAAGCCAACCAAUCAGGGUAAAGAACUGAACAACAACGGUAGGGAGAAUUCUCAAAGUAGGGAGAAUUCAGUGGCCAAAUCUGCAAACAAUCAAAAUGUGAGUGACAGUAAAUCUGGGAACCAGAAUGUGCCUGCCUCAACUUCCAAUCAGUCUGCUCCACAAGCUGGUCCUGGGAGAAUCAGUGUUGCAAAUAUUGCAGCCAAGUUCUCUGCCCGGCCGUACGGUUCGACGUUCAGCCCGUCUGUGUUACCUGGGAGGGUUACUGCUGCCCCGAUCCAGCAACAACCAGUUAUAAGUAUUACAGAGGAGGAACGACAGGCAGGCAGUGGGCAGAGUUCACCAGCAUCAAGUGACAGCUCUCAGAACUCGCCCAGCACAAACAAGCCAAAAGUGCUGGCCAGGAUUCCCCAAUCACAAACAAACACCACCUACCCAGGGAGAGUCCCUUCACAAUCUCCACAGAAUGAUGCCAAGACUGUUCCUCAGCAGCAACAGCCUGGUCAACCUCCUCCAGUAUCGUCCCGAACUGCUCCUCAUCCGGCGGUGAGAGGUGCCGUGACAGACAGAUCUUCCCCCAGUCAGUCUCCACAACAGAACUCCCCCAGGAAUGGGUCCGACAACUCUCUUGAUGUUACAGAUUCUGGCAAAACACUGUUCGACUCUCCCAUCCCGGAUAAACCUCAGCCUCAAGCGACUUCGACCCCAGUGACAAACACUCCCGCGACUCAGCCUACUGUAAGCACCAGCCAGGCAGGAGCGGCCAAACCGACGUACAGAUACGCGACCAAGAAUGCCAUCAUGAACACAUACAUGGGCAGACUGGGGUCGUCUGCUAUGCAGAAGUAUCAACAGAAUCUGGAUGCUCUGUACAAGAAUGCAGACGGUAAAAGUAACCAAGAUAAACCUGAUGAUACUUUACCAUCUGGGGGGAAUCCCGGCCUGGAACAACGAACAGCAUUUAAUCAACCAUCUUCUGGCGACUCCAACAAUGGAGCAAAAACUCAUACUCAUUUCGGACUUGUGGGCUUGCCACAGUAUCAGAGCAUAGCCUCAGAUAAGGGUAGUUAUAGGCUGAACACCCCUAAACACAUACGACGGAAGCAGUCGGACAGUGAGAAUGAAGACCUUAGUAAAUUACUGCACGGAGGGUAUGAUCGACAAGGGGCAAAUCAGAAGAUUAACAGUGGUGUUAACAGUGGUAAUCAUCAAUCAAGUGCCUUGGACGCUGUUAAACAGUUGGACAGUAAUAGUGCUACUUCUAACUCUAAGGGAGGUAACUCUCCUUCACUUUCGGACUCUUCUCGUCCUCCUCAGCCGCCAAGUGAUGGUGUUGUGAGGAGGAAGAAGACAAAUUUGAAGAAGGAUAAGUCUCGGAAAUCUGGGAACCGUGUGAGUUUCGACCCCCUGGCACUUCUCUUGGAUGCAUCGUUAGAGGGAGAAAUCGAACUGGUCAGGAGGACUGCACGAGAGGUUACCGAUGUGAGUGCUCCCAAUGAUGAAGGGAUCACUGCUCUCCACAACGCCAUCUGCGCAGGACAUUAUGAGAUCGUUGUUUUCCUCGUAGAGUUUGGAUGUGAUGUCAACUCACCAGAUAGUGACGGAUGGACACCUCUACACUGCGCAGCUUCCUGCAAUAACCUCCCAAUGGUCAAGUUCCUCGUCGAACAUGGAGCAUGUAUAUUUGCCACGACGAUCAGCGACCACGAGACGGCCGCCGAGAAGUGUGAAGAAGACGAGGAUGGCUAUGAUGGCUGCUCAGAUUACCUCUACAGCAUCCAAGAGAAGCUAGGCAUCAUGAACAAUGGGGAAGUGUAUUCAGUUUUCGAUUACGACUCGUCCAACUCGGACGAGCUAAGCUUUAAGAUUGGUGACAAGAUCACCAUCCUGCGGAAGGGCGAUGAGCGUGAGAAGGAAUGGUGGUGGGCUCGUCGAAAUGACAAGGAGGGAUAUGUCCCAAGAAACCUACUUGGGAUGUAUGCUCGGGUGAUGCCACCAAAAUGAUUUAGGGUAGUGCAAGCAAUAGAAGAUGUGGGGGUGUUGCCGAGUUGACCAUGUUGCAGCAUUCCAUGUGUGUGGUAGUCUAGACAGGCUACAGUUUGUGCAAUAAAGGACCCUGACAAGAUUAUUUUGAUAUAUAUUUAAGAGUAGAGCCUAGCUUGCACCAGCUAGUCUGACUGAGAGUGCUAGAACUAUCCUUUGUAUGUGUGUAGCUGUGAAAAAGGAAUGGACUUGUUCAGUAUGCAACGUGGAUGAAGCCUCAGGGAGCGGCCAUUUUGGACAAGGGUUCAUGGGAAGUGAUUGAUGCACAAAUUUCCCAGACAUUUUAAGUGGUGAUGAUAUUUUGUAGAAUAUAACGGAUCACCAGAACAGAUUAUUUGAACAAUAUACAGAUUAAACACACUGUUGUACAUCAAACGAGAAGCUUGAAUAUGGUUUGAAUAUACGUAAACUUCGACCAUAUCAUGUUCAUUCUUGUCACAUCCAAUGUAUUGGAUUACUUAAAUGAUAUUAUCAAGAAUGUGUGUUUUGUCAUGUGAUGUACUAUGUAUCACAAUUUUGUACAGAAAUUCUAACACAUAAAUCUGUCUAUGCAAUUCGCCUUGGAUAUUACCGUCCAAACAUCCUGUAAAUGGCAAAUACUAUGAAAUAUGAAAGCAAUCAAAUUGUACAGAAUUAUUUAAAAAGAGAUUCUAUCCAAUGAAAUGAUUCAGUCUGAUUAAAAUGCACUUAAAUCAACUA